Messenger RNA from Drosophila subpulchrella, 1476 nucleotides. Its product is annotated as salivary glue protein Sgs-3. Lineage: Eukaryota; Metazoa; Arthropoda; Insecta; Diptera; Drosophilidae. The transcript has 2 exons. Bases 1 to 1476 code for a protein of 491 amino acids. The record is from RefSeq and is a predicted model, not a curated record.
AUGGCGUUCAUUGCUUAUGCUGGUGCCACUGACCAACUCUCAAAGGAAGAAAUAUUCAAUUCGGAAGUACCCAUUCCCAUUAAGUUGAGCUACGGCAAUCAACAAACUAGGACUAGGCCGCCGACGGGAGACUUGGAAAAUAAAAUAGCAGCGAAAAUCAAUGAAAUAAGAACUGAAAACUUGCUAAAGGACUCCUUAUAUCCAGACUAUGAUGAGCCGCCCACCAACUUUGCUCUGAAAAAGUUUUGGGGAAAAUGGCGACGAAGGAAGACAUCCACGAGACCUCCAACAACAGCCCUUAACCCAUCUACCGCAACUGCCGAUCCAGCAUCGACAGGAACUUCUACAACCACGACAACAAAAGCCACAGCAACAACCACUACAACAGAAGCCACAACCUCCACAACAAGUCCGACUCCUACAACCACGACAACAGAGCCCACAACAACAACCACUACAACGGAAGCCACAACCUCCACUACUAGUCCGCCUUCUACAACCACGACAACAGAAGCCACAACAACAACCACUACAACGGAAGCCACAACCUCCACUACUAGUCCGCCUUCUUCAACCACGACAACAGAAGGCACAACAACAACCUCUACUAGUCCAACUAAAAAAACAACAACAAAAGCCACAAAAACAACCACAACAACGGAACCCACAACAACAACCACAACAACAGAACCCACAACAACAACCACAACAACAACCACAACAACGGAACCCACAACAACAACCACAACAACGGAACCCACAACAACAACCACAACAACGAAACCCACAACAACAACCACGACAACAGAAGGCACAACAACAGCCUCUACACGUCCGACUAAAAAAACAACGACAACAAAAGCUACAACAACAACCACAACAACGGAACCCACAACAACAACCACAACAACAGAACCCACAACAACAACCACAACAACAGAAGGCAAAACAACGACAAAAAAAGCUACAAAAACAACCACAACAACGGAACCCACAACAACAACCACAACAACAGAACCCACAACAACAACCACAACAACAGAAGGCAAAACAACGACAAAAAAAGCUACAAAAACAACCACAACAACGGAACCCACAACAACAACCACGACAACAGAAGGCAAAACAACGACAAAAAAAGCUACAAAAACAACCACAACAACAGAACCCACAACAACAACCACAACAACAGAACCCACAACAACAACCACAACAACGGAACCCACAACAACAACCACAACAACAACGGAACCCACAACAACAACCACGACAACAGAAGGCAAAACAACGACAACAAAAUCUACAAAAACAACCACAACAACGGAACCCACAACAACAACCACAACAACAGAACCCACAACAACCACAACAACGGAACCCACAACAACAACCACAACAACGGAACCCACACCGCAUACAACUCAACAUCCGCAACAUCCACAUCCCCUGAUCCGUCAACUGCCGUUGCAGUAUUGA